GAAUGGCCGUACGCGUCAAAACUAAAAGUGCAAAAGUCGAAUUGGGGUUCCCGACAAGUGUUUCUUUCUCCUUGUAUUUUUGUUUUGCCAUUGGCUGAUUGUUUGUUUUUCUCUUUUCUCUUUUCUCUUUUCCCAUAUUUCUUUUUUUGUCCCGUCGCGCAUCGAAAAUAGUUUAAGGAUGCUAGCGCAUCCGAUCCUCGCUUCCGAGGAUGAUGAAGACUAUGUAAUACGUGUGAUUUUCAACCUCCCAUCUCUUCUAGAAGCUUUCUUCGACGCCAUUGAAACAAUUUGCGCAGAACCCUCCCCUCCGGAAGAAUUCAAGACACGUGCAGAAGUUCUACAUCUUACAAUACAACAGCGCCUGCUUGUGUUACAAGGGGUGCCGCGCGGGGCAUUCCGUCACUACGAUGAACUGACUGGUAAAGAAACAGAACAUAAGGAACUGCCUAAGUUGAUUGACCAGCUUCGCCAUGUUUUUCUUGAGAACAAGGUGGACAUUGGGCCGCAGGCGUUGCUGUGGCGGAAGCGCUCUCUCUCUUUAGCCAAGGACUGUGCUGAUCACAUGAAUCGGUGUCGUGUCCGUUUUUCAUUCCGCACAAAACUGCGGCGCGAGUUUGUCACAUUUGGCUCCGGAUUUUUCUCGUUUAGCAUGGUGGCUUUCGGCCUCACGGGACUUUUUGCGUGCGCCGCUGUCAUCGUCCUUCCGCAAUACUCCCUGCACGAAAAACAGGCGUGCCCGUGGGCUGCGUCGCGUGUGUGCUGCUCAUGCUUUCGGGCUCUCUUGUCGCCUACAAUUGUGUCACAGCUGUCCGCUCCCUGCACGUCUUGUACGCUCAGCUCUUUCACGAAUACUCCAUUGCAGGCGGAUCGCCGUGCGACAUUCUUCUUAGCUCGUUGCAAGAGCCUUUCUCAAAGCCGCGAGGUAAAGACGGCCCCCGCGACUCACCAGGAAAGAGACUGGAAAUGGGUCGGGAGACGAAGAUGGGCUACUACACAAUACCCUACGGUGAAAACAACGGGAUCGGCUACAUUGAGGGCAAGCAAAUGAAUGCGCAGGUGGUGAUGAUUGCAUUCGACAGCAAUUUCCAAAUCACGUGGUGGAACAACGCCGCGGAGGUAAUGACGGGCUUUUUGCAGGACGGUUGCAUCGGCAAGCCACUUAACGAGCUUGUCCAGUGUCCGAAAGACGAGGACGUGUGCGCGCUGAUCAAACAGACACGUCGCGGAAACCUUCUUAAAAUCAAGCUGAGGUCCCUGACCGCCGCGCCGACAACACUUAGCACCGUGGUCGCGCCCAUCCUCAACAACGAAAACACGUCGAUUGGUAACGUGCUCAUUUGCGCCAACUCGCUAGAUAAUCUUCGCGAAUACCGCAUUUACGUUCAAAACUACCAGGUGAGCGAGACGAUCAGCGCGCUGUCGGCCCUGUCAGAGCGCUCUACGUUAGCGCACGAGGAUGCAGCACUUGUUAACUCACUCACCCGUUUCGUCAAAAGUGGCCUAGCCAAUCACAUCGAGACCUUGGCACGCGGCAUGGAGUCAGAUUGGGACUGGACGAGCGUCGAGCAGCUGCUUGGGCGGGCGUUGGGGCAGCGAAUCGAUCAGCAUGAAGUUCUGGUAGACCCCCUGUUCCCACCCACACUGUGCGUCCACCCUGACGUGCCCAAAACGUUCGGCGCCGUGGCGGAAAUGGCGGGCGGGCGCUGCACCGUUACGCUUCAGAUGCUGAACUUGACGGGCAACGUUUUCUCUUUGGCGGUAACGGUGCUGCUAGGCCCGAAGUGCCGUCCCUGGGACCAAGUUCAGUUAGAUAAGCAACUCGAGCAGCUGCUGCGCACCACCUCUGGCAGCGUCUACUACCUCGAAGAGCGAGUCGUUCUGCACUUUCCGUGUCAAGUAGCGCCGAUUCUCGACGACGUCGACGACAGCGAGAACAACCCGACAUCCGAUCAGGCCCUGCAGCUCACACAGGCUCGUGCUAUCAUCAACUGCACCGUUAACGUGAUCACUGCAAUCACCAACAUGGUGGACCAGCAUAACCUGUCGCUUAUUCUUCUGAAGACGAUGUUCGUGUCCCUCGCUAGUGUGCGCGAACGCAGUGACUUGGAGCAGCGCCUGUCGGCGCGUCCAUGCGACGUGGACGUUGUCGUGUGCGAUAGCGAGUGGCUCAGCUCGUCGCGUGACCUGCUCAUGCAAAACGAUCACGGCGCCAUUGUGAUUCCGCUGAUCAGCGCGCAGAUGUCCGUGCCUGCUGAUUUCAAGUACACAAUUCGUAUGCCUCUUGUGCGAAAGGAUGUCCAGCAACUCAUUUUGGAGGUCGGCAAGGCGGUGUCAAUGAAGAAGAACGCCAUCAGCGCGCGUGAGGAACGCGAACGCAUUCUCACCUUCCGCCAGGAUUCUCCGUGGACACGCGGCAAAUUGCUCGGGCGCGGGUCCUACGGUGCGGUGUAUGAGGCGGUGAGCGAUCUUACCGGCGGCAAGAUGGCCGUGAAGAUGUUCUACUUCUCGCACGAUGUAGAGUCGUCGAUUAGCACGCUGCUGAACGAAAUCUCCAUCAUGUGCAGCCUCAACCAUCCCAAUAUCGUACACUACUUCCAUUGCGAGCGUAAAGACAACAACGUUAGCCUUUUCAUGGAGUUGUGCGAAGCCUCUCUCACUGACAUCAUCGUGGGGCGGCGCCAGAAACCCGCUCACUUGUCCGUGGUGCAGAUUGUACGGCAAGUUCUCACCGCUAUUGCGUACCUGCACAGCCGCGGCAUUACACAUCGCGACAUCAAGCCGCAAAACAUUCUUCUCAAGGGCGACACCGUAAAACUCACCGACUUUGGUACCGCGGUGCAAGGCAAGGCGGCAAAGGAGGUGAAAGGGACAUUCCGGUACAUGGCACCCGAGGUGUAUAAAGGUGACCCACAUUCUCUGAGCUGCGACAUCUGGUCCAUCGGCUGCCUCGUCUGCGAGCUCUUUGCGUGCCCGCCAUCAUUCAUGGAGCACUCAACCUUGCUGGGCGAGAUGAAAUCGACAGAGGAGUACCUGGCGGAGGUGCCCCAAAACGCUGCGCUGUGUGAUUUUCUGAACAAAUGCUUCCAGCUGGACCCGGAGCGUCGCUGGAGUGCGCGUGAUCUUCUCAUGCAUCCUCUCAUUUCUGGCAACACCGCGACAUCAUCUGUGGUGAAACUGGAGACAAUCUUUGACGCGAAGUACACCAGUCGGCAAGAUCCGUCGAUUCACUCUGUAUUCUCACUACGGUCCGCGUAA
Leptomonas pyrrhocoris is the source of this 3255-nucleotide messenger RNA. RefSeq names its product putative protein kinase. The transcript has a single exon. Gene Ontology annotation, biological process: regulation of DNA-templated transcription; protein phosphorylation. Lineage: Eukaryota; Euglenozoa; Kinetoplastea; Trypanosomatida; Trypanosomatidae. The record is from RefSeq and is a predicted model, not a curated record. Gene Ontology annotation, molecular function: protein kinase activity; ATP binding. Bases 766 to 3255 code for a protein of 829 amino acids.